This is a messenger RNA of Micropterus dolomieu (smallmouth bass), 2462 nucleotides long. It is a transcript of the gene srsf4, whose product is annotated as serine and arginine rich splicing factor 4. Gene Ontology annotation, molecular function: mRNA binding. NCBI's taxonomy places the organism in Eukaryota, Metazoa, Chordata, Actinopteri, Centrarchiformes, Centrarchidae. Bases 1074 to 2048 code for a protein of 324 amino acids. The transcript is spliced from 5 exons. The record is from RefSeq and is a predicted model, not a curated record. Gene Ontology annotation, cellular component: ribonucleoprotein complex; cytoplasm; nucleus. Gene Ontology annotation, biological process: mRNA splice site recognition; alternative mRNA splicing, via spliceosome.
UUCAUUACAGGGAACCAUUAAUCUAAAUUUCAAAGGGGCAAAAUCUUAAGCUUGUCCUUGGUGGCUGAUGUGCAUUCAAUUUAUAUCCUAGUUCUAAUAAAAAUUGAAGGGGAGACACUCAAGAUGGCUUGACUGCACCUGAUACUUCUCAGGGACAUUUGUUGCUGUAGAUGGCACCUUGAGCUGGGUGAUGUUGUGAUACUGGAUAGCUUUUUCCUAUUCACAGAAGCUGCAUCAAAUAAGUUACUGGCUAUUAUUGAAAGAAAGCCAUGCAGCAGAAAUAAGUUUGUAUGUAAUUUUGGUCAGUAUCGCCCAGCUCUACUGGUUCCUCAUCUUAUUUCCUGAUGACUGAAUAGAGUCUAAUCUCUGCUUGGGACGUUAAUUUGUGCAUCUUUAAAUGAAACUCAGUUGUUAGCAUUUCUUUUUGUCUUUGAGUUGCGCUCACACCCAUCCACAACCCUCAUCUUUAUUUCAUCAGGGCUUGCUUUUGUUCUUGUCUCAAUGUGUCCACCUGGUUUUCAAUGGCCUGUUUAACAUACAGGCACGUCUCAGUUUCUGGAUAGAGCACUCCAGACCUGCAGUUUUGUUUUAUAUUGUCUUGCAAAUAAGUUGGCAGAUAGUGUACAAGCACCACUCACUACAGCAACAACAAUAGGAACAAUAGGUGUGGGAGGAGAUCUUCAGUGAUUAAAUUUGUGUGCACCAGAGCCACCAAUGACUUGGAAAAAUAUCUUGAUUUCCAUAUCAUGGAUUGAAAAUGCAGUUACAUGUGAAUAUGUGAUGGGGAAAUGGCUUACUGGUGGAAAGGAUAUAAAUGUCUUAAUUUGAAUACUGUAAAAUAACCAUUUGAUUGUCAAAUAUCUUGUAAUCUAUUGAUGUCUUAUUCCGUUUCUUUUAUUUAAAAUGAUUGUCAAUUUAAAGGUAAAGAUUUAACAAAGAACCUCAAUGUUUUAAUUGAAAGAGUCCUUUGCUGACUGCCUGCCCCUAUUGCUGGCCAUGGUGUCCCCCCUUUCCAAGAGUGUGGUUUGACCAUUCUGGGCCCCUGGGCAGACCAAAAAAGGGAGCCAUUGUGAAUGAAGACCGCUUUUCCCAUUAGGCCCAGGCCGGGUGGUGAGGAUGCCAUGGGGUUAGGAACAGAUGUGGGUUCAGCUCUUAUAGGUGGAUAUGGGCGCUGGGGAAGAGACAGAUAUGGCCCCCCGAUAAGGACAGAUUAUCGGCUCAUUGUUGAGAAUCUUUCCAGCCGCUGCAGCUGGCAGGACUUGAAGGACUACAUGAGGCAGGCAGGAGAGGUGACUUACGCUGACACCCACAAGGGCCGAAGGAAUGAGGGGGUGAUAGAGUUCAGGCUCUACUCUGACAUGAAGAGGGCCCUGGAGAAGCUCGAUGGCACAGAAGUGAACGGUAGAAAAAUCCGGCUCAUUGAGGACCGCCCCGGAGCCAAGCGCAAACGCUCUUACUCUCGCAGUCACAGCCGCUCCAGGUCCCGCUCCAGGAGCCGCCGGUCUCGCAAGAGCCGCAGCCGUAGUGAGAGCAGCAGUCGCAGCCGCUCCCGCUCCAGAGCGGCUUCUCGCUCCCGCAGCCGAUCUCAUAGCAAGAAGAAUAAGGCCAAGAGCAAGAAGGAGGAAGAAGAGCGCAGCAACGGUGCUCAGAAGAAUAAGGACCGCAGCAGAAGUCGCAGCCCCAAGAGCAAAAAGGGCAAGAAAGACGGGAAGAAGAGCAAGAAGGAUGAUUCCAGGUCCAGAUCUCGCUCUUGCUCCAGAUCUCGCUCUAGAUCAGGAAUUAAGGAUCGCUCUAGGAAGUCUGGCUCAAAGGGCCGCGAUCAGCCCAAGAGCGAUGAUGAGGGUGGCGAGCCUGAGAGGGGCUCUCGCUCCCGUUCACGCUCCCCUGCUGAAUCCAAAUCCAGAGCCAGGUCUAAAUCAAAGUCAAAGUCCAAAUCCCGCUCCCCCUCACCCACCAAAGCCCGUUCCCACUCCCGAUCCGCCUCUCGUUCAGAGUCCCGCUCCAAAUCUCGCUCCCAGUCUCGUUCUCGCUCCCGUUCCCGCUCUUAGUUCAGAAUUUGGACAGUUUGUCAUGAGCCCUUAUCCUAGUGUUGCCCCCUGUUCUCCAAUUACAUUCCCCAAAUCCCACAACACUACCCCUCCUCCUGUUUUUUGAUAAAUAGCUGUAGAAAACCAGGCACUCAUGCUCGAUGUCUUUUAUGCACACGCUACUCCAUUUCAUUUUCCUUUUACUCGACAUAUUUUUUUCAUUAGAGCUGUCUUGUAUGGAGGAGUUUGUAAAACUCACAGGGUGCAAUCUCAGUUUUAUAAGUUUAAAUGAUAGUAUGUGUCUUAGCUUUUUUUUUAAUCAAAUGUAGAAGCAUACCAUUUUGUCAAAAUGCUGGGUGGGAAUAUGUUCCAACAUCUCACCUUUUGUGAAAUCCAUGUAUCAUUUUAUUUCAAAUAAAAAAAGCCUGCUCUGCA